Trematomus bernacchii (emerald rockcod) is the source of this 3105-nucleotide messenger RNA. It is a transcript of the gene usp44, whose product is annotated as ubiquitin specific peptidase 44. Gene Ontology annotation, cellular component: cytoplasm. The transcript has 6 exons. The coding region runs from base 227 to 2476 and encodes 749 amino acids. NCBI's taxonomy places the organism in Eukaryota, Metazoa, Chordata, Actinopteri, Perciformes, Nototheniidae. Gene Ontology annotation, biological process: protein deubiquitination. Gene Ontology annotation, molecular function: cysteine-type deubiquitinase activity; zinc ion binding. The record is from RefSeq and is a predicted model, not a curated record.
CGGGGACUGACAAGAUGGCGAUCAUUUUAGAAACAGAGGAGUUACUGCCGUGAAGGAGAGGCUCGAGGCCACCAUGCCCUAGGAGGGUCCCUUUUCUCAGCUCACCAUGAUCACCAUGGUGAUAUGAAGCCACUGUGAAACGUUGAAACACACAUAGACUCACACACAGACGGUCAGGUUCUGACUGACACGGCCCGCCAUCCAGCUGGGCAGGCCGGCGUGUGUAAUGGACAGGUGUAAGCAUGUGGGGCGGCUGCGACUAGCCCCGGAUCACUCCAUCCUCAACCCCCAGAAGUGGCACUGCGUAGACUGCAACACCAGCGAGUCUAUAUGGGCCUGCCUGGGCUGCGCUCAUGUGGCGUGCGGGCGCUACAUAGAGGAACACGCUCUGCAGCACUUUCAGCAGCACCACCACCCGCUGGCUAUGGAAAUUAAUGAACUUUACGUUUUUUGUUACUUGUGUGACGACUAUGUCCUGAAUGACAACACCACUGGAGACCUGAAGCUGCUUCGUAGUACGCUCAGCGCCAUCCAGAGCCAGCGCUAUGAGGUAACCACACGUAGUGGGCGCACACUCCGCUCUGCUAGCGCCGCCGCUGAUGCCCUCAUGCCAUCAGGUGCUCGGGAGCUGCAACUGAGGGACGAGGACAGGAUGUUUACUGCGCUCUGGCAUCGUCGCAGGGCGCUUAUGGGACGUGUUUUUCGCUUCUGGUUUGCAAUGACUGAAUGUGGGAAGAAAAGAGAGGAAGAAGAGCGAAAGAGGGAUGAGGAUGAAGAGCAGAAAAGGGAGGCAAGGGAGAGGAGGAAGGCUACAAAGAGAAAGCUACUGGUGGAGCUGGAGAAUGCUCCUCUCAGGAAGAGUCGGCGGUUACAUCGGAAGAGCCAGCGUGUAACACAAGCUCCAGUUGCAGCACCAACCACUCGGAGUGCACGCAGAAAGACAAAAACCCCAGUGCCCACGUCUGUCACCCGCAGGCCAAGGACUCAGAGCCCUGCCAUGGCUACACCUAAGAAAGGUGGGCGGACAAAAAAGGUCCAACCACCUCCCAAAACUAGGAGCCGUUCUUCUGCCAACAGAUCUAAGCCCAAAUCAGCAACCCCCCGUUCUGCCCAAACACCUGUUCGCUGCAGGCAGAGUACCAAACAAGGUGGCUCACCUUUUAAGCGACGCCCCACAGUCACUCCUGGAGUGACGGGCCUGAGGAAUUUAGGCAACACCUGUUAUAUGAACUCCAUCCUACAGGUGCUGAGCCACCUCCAUUUCUUCAGGGAGUGCUUUCUGCGCCUUGAUCUGACGCAGGCACUGGAGCUGCUCGCAUCCGCCGUCCACGGCCAACUGACGGAGAAAGCCUCGUCCCAGUCCACGCUGAUCCAAAGGAGGGGAUUCCAGGCCAGCUCAGGAUCUGGGGCAGGGCUGAGCGGCGGGGCCUCACGGACCCGCAGCAUGGAGCUGAUCCAACCCAAAGAGCCCAGCUCGAAGCACAUCUCUCUCUGCCACGAGCUGCACACCUUGUUCCAGGUUAUGUGGUCUGGCAAGUGGGCGCUGGUAUCGCCUUUUGCCAUGCUCCACUCAGUGUGGCAGCUGAUCCCGGCGUUCAGGGGCUACGCCCAGCAGGACGCUCAGGAGUUCCUGUGUGAGCUGCUGGACAAGGUGCAGCACGAGCUGGAGAGCACUGGCAAGCACACGACCACUGCUGGGGUCCCCCAGAAACGACUCAUUAAGCAGGUGCUUAGUGUGGUCAACACCAUCUUUCAUGGUCAGCUCCUCAGCCAGGUGACUUGCCUGGCCUGCGACCACCGCUCAAACACUGUGGAGCCUUUUUGGGAUCUGUCUCUGGAGUUCCCCGAGCGCUAUCACAGGAAUAGCAGGGAGUCGGCUGCUCAGGCUUCGUGCCAUUUAACUGAAAUGCUGGCCAAGUUCACAGAAACUGAAGCGCUGGAGGGAAACAUCUACGCCUGUGAGCAGUGUAACUCUGCUAGGCGGCGGUCCUCCUCCAAACCACUGCUCCUGACUGAAGCAAAAAAACAGCUGAUGGUCCACAAACUGCCUCAGGUCCUGCGGCUUCACCUCAAACGCUUCAGGUGGUCUGGCCGUAACCACCGGGAGAAGAUCGGAGUCCACGUCCGCUUCGACCAGCUUUUAAACAUGGAGCUCUACUGCUGCAGAGAGCCAUCGCCCAAAGGGGCUUCCUGCUCCAGUCCCAGUAGCCCCAGUAGUCCCAGCAGCCCCAGCUCCACAGGCUCGCCAAGCCCCAAGCACUUCGUUUACGACCUCUCCGCUGUGGUGAUGCAUCAUGGGAAGGGCUUUGGCUCUGGUCAUUACACAUCCUACUGCUACAACACAGAAGGAGGCUUCUGGGUUCACUGUAAUGACUCCAAGCUGAAUGUGUGUUCAGUGGAGGAGGUCUGUCGUGCUCAGGCCUACAUCCUCUUUUACACACAGCGAGUAACUCAGGACAAAGACCGGCCGCUAUAGGAUCACAAUCCCCCCCUCCUCAGCGAUAUCAGCACAGCCCCAGUUGUGGUUCUUGUUCCUCUCUCUCUUUGGGCAUUUUAUAUCCUUGAGGAUUGGUCUUUUAAGUCUAGUUUUAAAUAAGACAAAAACAUUUCUUAAAAUCACGGUUCUGCUUUGUGAACUUCUUGUAUAUGGUGUUAAUAUGUAGGUAUUUUAAAAAAAAGAUUACGUUUUUGAUUUGUGUACAGUUGUAUUUUAUAAAGAAGAGUAUCAGCCAAGAUGUGUCUCAGUAGCAGCAACCAGACUCAAAGUGUCCUCCACAGGUCGCACAUACAGGUGUAUUCACGUGUCUGCCUGUCUGCGUUCGGUGACUUGUUGAUUGUAAAUGCUGUUGAAAUGUCACUUUAGAUAGUCGUUACAUUACUGGAUGUAAGUUGUUCACUUACGAGAAAUGGCCUCCCUGUGUUUGACAGCUAAAUGAUGAUGAGUGUUAGCAAAGACGGCUGUAUUUCCUGCCAGAAAUGUCUACAGAAUACGCUGUCCGCAUUGUUUUUUACUCUGUUUAUCGUCAAAGAUCUGUACACAAGAAGGGCAGGGUUUAUUUUUCUCUCUGAAGUAUUCCUGGGUCUGUCAGGGACAGUGGCGAGCCG